Histoplasma mississippiense is the source of this 3267-nucleotide messenger RNA. RefSeq lists its product as hypothetical. Bases 1 to 3267 code for a protein of 1088 amino acids. The transcript has 4 exons. The record is from RefSeq and is a predicted model, not a curated record. Gene Ontology annotation, biological process: DNA integration. Gene Ontology annotation, molecular function: nucleic acid binding. Lineage: Eukaryota; Fungi; Ascomycota; Eurotiomycetes; Onygenales; Ajellomycetaceae.
AUGGUUUCGACACGCGCAAGAUCCCUUGGGAACCAACCCGAAUCCUCUACCACCUCCGACGACCACAAUGCCCGAUUGCAACAGUUAAACGAUCAAAUCCGUGAACGAGAGCAACAGUUAGCUAUUCUGCACGCGCAACAACGCCUCAACGAGUUGGAAGCACAGAUUCGCGAAGAUACUUUUAUCGAGUCCCGACCAACCCAGGAUAUCGCCGCAGAACUACCGCAAAAUCGACCCGCAGACAAUAUGGAUGAUGAUAACGAAACACCGCCGAGAUUGGAGAUUAAGGAUUACUAUCGAGGAAAGAAUAUGUUAGAAUUUGAGGACUAUAAAGAUCGCAUGUUGACUCUCUUUGCACGCCACCGUCGAUAUUAUCGAAAAGAAGAACGCAAGAUAAACGACGCCAAACUCUACCUUGAUGCCCACGUUAAGCAGAAGUGGUUGAAUUUUGUAUCAGCAUACGAGAGACGCGGAGGAGCAACACCGUUAACAUUCGACGAUAUGCUAUCACACCUAGAGAUGCAAAUUAACGACCCGCAGAACCAGCGUCGAUUGGCGAGCCAAAGAUUCCAGGAUGCUAAGCAACAGGAGUGGCAGUCGAUACGCGACUUUUCUAAAUAUCUCGAAGAUUGGGAGUAUUACUUACCCCCAUACAGCGAGGAACAGAGAAUGGAUAACCUGCGUACUGCAAUGAAGAUUAUCGAUGAUGAACAUGUCCUCCGGGAAGGAUUCCACCAUUUCGAAGAAGCCGACAUCAGUGGAUACGAUGUAAUUCUGGGUAUGCCAUGGUUGCAAGCUGCGAACCCCGACAUUGACUGGGUGCGAAGAUGCUGGACCUAUAGGAAAGCGUCAAAUAUCAGCCACGUGCACCUAGAUACCGCUAAGGAAUUUGCAACUUUAAUGGACAACAGCAACAUUAUAUUCGCCGCCUUUCCAUUGCGAGCUGCGCAUGCAGCGACUGAGCCAAAUAUCCCGGAUGAUUAUAAGGAUUAUCUUGAUGUAUUCCGAGAAGAUAUACCUGACGCGGAACACGCACCCCACGAUCAUGCCAUAGAUCUCAAACCUGGCAAGGAACCACCGUACCGACCGAUAUAUAACCUGUCACCUCAAGAACUCUCCGUCCUCCGAGAAUAUAUCGAAAAGGCAUUAGAGAAGAAUUGGAUACGCCCGUCCAAGAGCCCAGCCGGUGCCCCAGUAUUAUUCGCACCGAAGAAAGACGGAACCCUGCGUCUUUGCGUAGAUUAUCGAGGGUUGAACGAAAUAACAGUCAAGAAUCGGUAUCCGCUGCCCCUGAUAAGUGAAAUACUCGAUAGAUUAGCAGGUGCCAAAUUAUACACGCAAUUGGAUCUUAGGGACGCGUAUCAUAGAAUCCGCAUACGAGCGGGGGAUGAAUGGAAAACGGCGUUUCGAACACGAUACGGACACUUUGAGUAUCUGGUUUUACCCUUUGGGCUAACCAACGCCCCUGCGACUUUCCAAUCUUAUAUCAACAAAGCCCUCAGUGAUAUUUUGGAUGUAUAUUGCGUGGCUUAUCUUGACGAUAUCGUAAUCUAUUCGAAUACGCUUGACGAACACGUCGCCCAUGUUAAGAAUGUGCUGGAACGUUUAAGGCGAUGGAGACUAUAUGUGAAACUUAAAACGGACGGAUCUGGCGUUGCAAUCGCCGCAGUAAUAUCGCAAUUAAUGGAUGAUGGUCACUGGCACCCGAUCGCGUUUUGGUCCAGAAAACUCACAGAAGCAGAAAGACGUUAUCAAACAUAUGAUUUAGAAAUGUUGCCGAUUGUAGAAGCUUUCAGGCAAUGGCGCCACUACCUACAUGGUAGCAGGCACCCAAUAGUUGUUUUAUCUGACCAUGCCAACCUCCGGCGCUUCAUGACGACGAAGCAGCUAAAUGGGCGUCAGAUUCGUUGGAUGCAAAUGCUCUCAGCGUUCGAUUUUGAAAUUGAGCACCAUCCUGGGGAAAAUAAUCCCGCAGAUGCACCAAGUCGUCACUCAGAUUAUAUAAAACACGCAGCUCCCUUGACGGGGCUCCCUACCCUGCAAGAGAAGCUGCAUGAGAACGAAGUCGCCGGCGUUACGGGGUUAGACCUAGGGACCCUGGUGCCACGGAUUCUAGCCGUUAAGGUAUUUGAGUCCGAGAUAGCCUAUCGCGAAGAGGUAGCUGAAUCUAUUGUCGAACUCUUGCUGCAGGUUCAGAAUAGGGACGCUGGCACGUCUGAACUUCGCAGAAGACUAGAGGUGGGUGACGCUAGCGUAGGUGAUCGUUCGACCUGGGCAGUAGACAAAGAUGGCCUGCUCAGGAAAGAUGGUAAAGUCUACGUACCGCAAGACAAGGCCGUAAGGCAUGAAAUAAUGAAAAUGAACCACGAUGAUCCCCAAGGUGGCCAUUUUGGACGUGACAAAACCAUCGAAGCGAUCAAACGCAAGUACUCGUGGCAUGGUAUGAGCGAUGAGAUUGCAGAAUAUGUGAGGACCUGCGAUGUUUGCCAACGCGUCAAGAUACCGCGGCAUAAGCCGUACGGGUUGCUACAACCACAUCCAGUGCCAGAUAAGAAAUGGCAUACAAUCAGUAUGGACUUUAUUGAAGGCCUACCAGAUAAUAAGAAGGGAAGUCAAACUUACAAUGCUAUUGUCGUAUUUGUUGAUUCGUUCACUAAAUGGGCCAUAAUUGUACCCACAUCUUCAAAGCUAGAUGCGGAAGGACUCGCGGACAUUAUUGUAUGGAAACUUGCGAAAAACUUUGGCCUACCUGCGAACAUUAUUAGCGACCGAGAUUCAUUAAUAAACAGCAAGUUCUGGUCAACAUUAUGUUACUUACUCCAUGUCCGACGAAAAUUAUCAACAGCCUUCCAUCCGCAAACCGACGGCCAAACGGAACGAUUGAACCAGGUGAUUGAACAUUAUCUUCGCACAUAUUGCAGCUACCAGCAGGAUAACUGGAUAGAGUGGAUUCCCCUGGCGCAAUGGGCAUAUAAUAACGCCUUCCACGCAUCGAUAAAAAUGACACCAUCUGAAGCGAUGAUCGGCCGACCAACUGAACUUCGUAUAGACGUGGAACCCCCAAGCACGGGCGCGUCAAAGUCGGCGAUAGAACAAGUGGAACGGAUGAAGCAAGCGGAAAACAGGAUUCGAGAAUGCCUAGAAGCUGCCAAAGCAGCUGAGAAAAAGUAUUAUGAUCAGCGCCAUAUACCAAAAAGCUUUAAGAUAGGGGACUGGGUAAUGCUGCGUGCAAAAAUAUAUCCACCUUGCGACCUUCACCCAAACUAG